CUUCCCACUACCACCACCACUGUCGACACGACCGACUCCCCGCUCGUCCCUGGCACAGCGAAUCCAGUCGAGCUUAUUAGAUUUGUAGAUUGAAAAGUAUAUCCUCUUAAUAUUCCAAGAUGUCUUCUCCUACCGGAAAAUGGGAUGCAAGGUACCUUGGUCCUGUUCCUCAUGACGCCUCGUACUAUUCGAAGGCGCUUUUGGGUGGUGCUCUUGCUUGCGGUUUGACGCACGCUGCUAUCACUCCCCUUGAUGUCGCCAAAUGUAAUAUGCAGGUCAACCCCGUUAAAUACAAGGGAUUAGUUCCUACGAUCAAGUUGCUCGCUGCAGAGGAAGGUUCCCGUGGCAUUUGGAAGGGUUUCGGACCGACAUUGGUCGGAUACUCUUUGCAAGGAAUGUUCAAAUAUGGUCUUUACGAGGUCUUUAAAGAUGUCUACCAGAACAUGGCUGGCAAAGACACUUCCGAGAAUUACAAGGGUGUUAUCUGGCUCGCUGCUUCUGCUUCUGCUGAAGUCUUCGCCGAUCUUGCACUCUGCCCCCUGGAAAUGACCAAGGUCAAGAUCCAGACGAGUGCUACUGGUAGCUUCCCCACUGCCUUCGGUCCGGCCUUGGCAGAGAUGAGAAAACUCAAGGCUGAGACCCGUUAUCCCUACGGUUCGCUUGUCCCCCUUUGGUCGCGUCAGAUCCCCUACACUAUGGCCAAGUUCUUCUUCUUCGAAAAGACCGUUUCCUUGUUUUACAACCAUGUCUUCACGAAACCCAAGGAAACCUACUCCAAAUCCACCCAGCUCGGUGUCACUUUUGCCUCCGGUUACAUCGCUGGUAUCGUCUGCGCCAUCGUUUCUCAUCCCGCUGAUUCCCUCGUUUCUCUCCUCGGAAAGGCCGAAAAUAAGGGCAAGUCCGUCGGACAAAUUGCUGGCGAGGUCGGAUUUGGAACUUUAGCUACGAAGGGUCUCGGUACUCGUGUGUUGAUGAUUGGUACUUUGACUGGCUUCCAAUGGUGGAUCUACGACACCUUCAAGGCUACCAUGGGAAUGGGCACAACUGGUGGGAAGUGAUUGGUUCGCCAUCCACGGCUGACAUGUUGAUGUUGGACAUUACAACGGUUGACUCUACAGGACAAGAGUUUCCUUGUUUAUAUUCUGUCUACGCUAUUCUUUCAUCACUACUUUCUUGUAUGGCUAUACUUAGACUGGAAUGAGAAACUUGAUGAUAAUCUCAA
Molecule: messenger RNA, 1222 nt
Organism: Marasmius oreades (fairy-ring Marasmius)
Lineage: Eukaryota; Fungi; Basidiomycota; Agaricomycetes; Agaricales; Marasmiaceae
Exons: 6
Coding region: 120-1058 (312 amino acids)
Biological process (GO): mitochondrial phosphate ion transmembrane transport
Cellular component (GO): mitochondrial inner membrane
Molecular function (GO): phosphate transmembrane transporter activity
Source: RefSeq, a predicted model, not a curated record